GCUCUUACAAGUCUACACCUGAGCUGCGGCUGCAUGUGAACCACAUCUGCAGAGGACUACAUCCAGAGGGAAACUGAAUUUGGAGAGGAUCACCGUAUGAUUGAGGGAGGGACUAAAAGUGUGCAUAUCAUUCCUUCCUCUGUGGGACUCACAGCGAGCAGGUAGAGCAUCUCUGCAGUCCAGCACCGCACAGCUGUCACACUCAGCUGCCCAGCGCCUACACUCCACACUCCACAGCAAAACUUCCCACUCCGCAGUCGGUAAGUGCAAAGUUUUAUUUUGACACUCUCGAUUAUAAAUAAACUGAUAGCAUGCUAUAAGGUGUGAAAUUAGCGAAAAUCCGCGCUUCCUUGAUGCAUUAGGGUGAAAGUGUUGCCUUCAAAGUUCCAGGUUUUCCCGUAAGGAAUCCUGAUACAGCGUGCAGCGCGCUUUUUUAAUUGAGAUGCGCUGCGCCGACCUGCUUCAUUUCGGCUUCUUUUUAGGGACUUUCAAAACACCAUUUAAAGAAGAGUAAAGUUGAUUGCACAUUUGCAUCUCUUUUUACAAGGAAAUUUGCAUGUAUUCUUUCUCCUUGUAGGUUUAAAACAAUCUUUGAAGACGCUAUAGAUCAUGUUGGAGGCGUUUGUGCGUAAUAAGUCCCUAUCUUUUACUUUUGUCAGUGACAGUUAAGGAAGAGCAAAGGUGGUGCAUGUGAAUAGCAGCACUGAUUUGCACAUUAUUCACUUGCUAUAUGAGGAUUUUUUUUUUUCCUGAAACAAGAGCAUCUGAAUCUUUUUAUAGGAGAUGAACAUCUGCAAGCAUUGAGCACUGCAUGGCGCAUCUCCUCUCACUCUGACAGCAACUGCCACAAACUAGAUGUGCCAGAUUGCUUAUCAUACAAAUGAUAGGAUGAUGGGACCUGUCACUCCAUGUAACAUACGCCAUACUAUGCAACCUUUAAGUUAGUUCACAGUCUCUAUUUCAAGUAAGCAAUAUUAAGUGAUAAGCAGAGUGUGUAGGAGGAGAGAGGGGUGAGGAAGAGGAAGGAAAAGUGGAGGAGGAGGAGGAGGUGAGGUAGAUGAAAGGAGGAGGCUGUUCUGCAUAAGGAGAGGGGAGUGAUUCAGUGAGGGAGAGUGGUGAUGGAAAUGUUAGCUUGACAUGCAUCUGGAUUGAGGGAUUUUCUUCAGCUCCAGGUGAAAUCUUUCUGCCUGCAAGAAAAGCAGCAGGGAAAUACUCCUGCGAGCCCUUUAAUUUAAUCCAAACAAACACUAAACGGUGAUGAUACGAUGUUGUUUCUCAUAAAACGCCUCAACCCACUGUUUUUACUCUUCUAAACUGUGGAGCUGAUCUCGCAGGUUUUUGUAACCCAGCUUAAAUUGUCUCCACCUCUUUCUUUUUUUUGACUCCCACCCUUUCCCUUCUUCCCUCUCCCUCUUCUCACACACCUACAUAUACACACAUGCCCACACACAUAGUGCAUACCACACACUCGCACACAAAGUGUAAACAGUGUGUGAUAGAUAGGUCACUCCACCCUGUUUGCGUGUUGAUCCCCUCAGCAGGCCCUGCUUCUCCUGUCUGCAACGUUUGUGAUGAGUUACUACAUGGAUCCAGUUUCUUCCUACCCGGCCCUUCACCCCUGUGACCGUCUGGGCACAAUGGUAAGACCUCCCUCAUAAAUUACCUCCUGCGUUAAGGCUGCCACAGCUACCUGCUACACAGCCGGCCAAGAGUGUGAGGCAAUGAAUGUUUGUGUGUUAGCGUCUCAGCCACAUGGUGGUGCAGGAAUGUGUGCAGCAGCAUAUGAGCAGUGUGUUCACAUGUGUGUUAGCAACUCUGGAUCUCAUCACCUCAUGGGAACACAAAAUUUGAACAUUUUUCCUGUUGAGUAUGGUCCACAAAAGUCGAAUCAAUAGCGCCUGCAUCUGUACAUGCUGUUCUUCAUGAUUUCAUUAAAAGUUGGGAAACAGAGUCGUUGAACAAGAUGAAUUUCUACAAGGUUGUGAAAAUGACCUUUUGACCCGCUCUGUCUUGCACAACCAACGAAGAUGUGCUUCUCUUUAUCGAGUAACAGUUGUAAAUAUUGAGACCUGUGGGCCUCCAACCUUGCCACUAACCAACCAAAGCGGAGUCAGACCAUCCCUGAAUAACACUUUUGACAGCUAAGACACCCGCACAGCACUAUGCAGCGGUCCAUCUGCAAGAACACCAGGGCUUUUAACAUGUUCCAAAUGAGAGGGCCGAAUACAGAGUCAGAAACAGAGCGAGCUGGGAACAUUGGGAUUCCUGUCAGAUGAGCAUUUGAAAAGUGAAGGCCAAGGAGCGGCAAAAUAAAUGCCUCCAUUUGUAUGCAGAGCGCCAACACAUUAGGAUAAGAGACUGAGGUUAUAUGCAAAUGGCAACCCCACCCGGCCUGAUAGGAAACAUAGAAGGAUACAGCUCCCAGGGUCCUAAUUGGCUAAGGUGGAGGGGCUUGCCUUUGAAAUUGAGACUACUGUAUACCAGGGCAGACCUGGUCAAAAGGUGAACUUGGGUCAUCCCGGUAGCUCUAUUCUUUUGAAUUUACAUGAAUUAUCAGCAAAAAACAGCAGGGCCUGGUCUUUUUUAUCAUUUUAUGUUUACACUCUUACUUUCAAUGUCUCGUAUGCUGUGCAAAAUCUGUGCUGCAAACACUGACAAUCAAAAAAAUUACAGGAGGUACAGCCUGUUGCAAUUAAAUGUAAAAUUUCUGGAGAUUCUCUGAUCACAAUUAUUUAAAACCACAUGCUAUUCUUCUGUUUGUGUUUUCUUAAAGAAUUCCUUACAAGUAUUAAACACAACAUGAUACCACCUGAUAUCUUUAAGCACCAGUUAUGGGGUUUUGGCCAGUCAUAAAAGGGAUCCAAAUCAGUGCUCAAGCAAAUAAGACCAUCAGCACAAAGAUGAAACUAAUUCUGUACAGUCAUUUUGUCAGAAACUACAUGCAGGGGGUCAGUGUCAGUCACACUGAGUAAUCCCAUGCAACUGAAACAGCAUAGAGUGAACAGUUUUUUUGUUAUUUAACUACAGCACAGCUAACUGUUGAAAUUGGAUUCACAUAGCAAGACGGUGUCAAUCAAAACAAAAACAAAAUUAAAGCUCCAGUAAGCAACUUUCUGUUUAUAUCAACUUUGGCGCCCCCUGUCAACAAAGGAGUCUUUGCUUAUCUUGUCCUCAACAGACUUGAGUAGUGAUUUUUGAUUAAAUAACUGUCAUCCUGCUCAGCUGACACCUACUCUCUCUCACCAGUUUUGGGAGAUGGUUAAUAACAUAAUACCCAUUUUUAACUGUGUCGCUGACAGUGGAGUUUAAUUUUGGAUAUCAUUGAAAGGCGUCAGUAUGAUUUUCAUAAACAUCGAAAGACUCCAAUCUGGAGUGUUUGGACAGUAGCCUAUUCCAAUGAGAUUCAGGAAGUGAUUGGUAUGAUGUAUGAAAUGGGUACCACUUUAAGAAAAAAUUUAUACGGGUACCUUGUAAUGCAUGGCAUAGCAAUGAAUGACAAUGAAAAUGAUUAUAUACCAAGCUUAGGAUGUCUUUGAUACAAACAAGUGAACCAAUCAUUGCAGAAAGGCAAACGUGUCAACAUUGAUCUUAAGUUCAAGAGGGGUUUUUGGUUUUUAAUCACCACCACUACUGCUACUCUUUCAAAACAUCCGCCUAUUUAUUUACAUCUGUACGCUAACUGAUCAUUAAAAAUUUCUAUAUAGAACCACUAGAGGGCAGAUAAACUCAGUGACAAUAGUCCCACAUGUUCAUGUGAUUUGGUGUAAGUAUCAUGAGUCAUAAAAAUGACAGGUUAUGAAAGUCUGAUAUUUAUUGCCUUGAAUGCCUGUUGAAAUAUCUGUGUACUUGAAAAAUGUUUCCACUCCACUAUAUUACUUUUAAAAACAUGUAAAUUUGAUGUAAAUGUUCAAGUGCUCCGUGGGUUGUGAGAAGUGCAAUUAAAAUGUGUUAAUAAGACACCAGUCAGAAAAAUAAGAUGUAAAAAUCAAAACCAAAAACAUACACCUGAGUGUAGCAUUAUGUAAUCAUUAGAAAUGUUGCAGCACAUUCCUUACUCAGACCUGAAGCAUCACCUGAUAUUGCAUCAGACAUGACUGCACUAUCAAACUGAAACCUGGUCAACUUUAGAGAGGCGAUAGAUUUCCACUUAAUUUCUUGGUGCCAUUAAGUCUGGUUUGUGUAAAUAUGUUUUUGCUUUGAUUUGUUAUCCAAAAGUUUUAUUGUCUUUUAAACUUGAGUAUUUACUAGUUCUGUCAUGAAUCUACUGAAACCAAGAAGAUCAAAAAAAGGCAUAAAAUCAAUCAUAUAAAACAAAUGUUUUGCCUCAGAGUAUUAGAGUAUUGAAAUUCUCAGUUUGUUCCGUUAGAGUAAAAUCCUCCUCUAAGUGAACCUGAGACUGACUUUUGAAUUGAGAGUUGUUUUACACUUAAACUGAUAAAUCAACAUUAUGGUGUUGAUGAUAUCUCCACUGCUAUCUUUGUCAGUCUACUCGUCUUUCCACAAAUAGUCCUUGUGGCUCCUUUCAUGCCUAUCUAACUUUUCCCCCUUUGCAGACAGGACUGAUAGGAGAAGGCAGUGCUCCACACAAACCUCUGAAAACCUCUUAAAUUCUCCUCUCUGAUCCUCUGGCCAUGUUUGCCAUCUUUAAAGCUGGCUGGCUGCAGAUAAAUAUUGCUUAUCUCGUUGGCAGUCACUGUCAAGCAGUCUGUUGGUUAUAAAUAUGACAUAUAACAUAUGGCAGUCUAAAAUCACUCACAUCACUGACUUUGAAAGACUCACAUACACUUUGAGAACAGUUGUGAAAUGUGCAUUUAUUCUGAGGCAGUUUACACGGUGUAUACAUAGACUCACAUAGACAUCCUUUUGUGAGAAAAAUGUUGUACUUUGUUCACAUCUCUUCCAAACAUAAAUGUCCAACAAUUUCCAUUGGUAUUUGUUUUUGUUUUCAGAUUGAUAUGCUAAAAAAAUGGCAGACUACAAUCGUCCUCCAGUUCCAUAUCUUCCCCAUAGUCCCCCUGUCAAAUGCUGGCUGCAGACUUCCUCCUUGGUUCAACCUUUUGCAUGAAAGUUUCUGUGAUAAGCGGGAUAAAAUAACAAAGCAAAGAUAAACUGAAAGAGUCAAAUUUAGCCGAAGGGGUUAUCUGUGCAGGAAAACAAAGAAAAAUACAGUGUUUUUCUUAUCCAGGGUUUCUCUGGAUUUAUCACAGCCACUGAGAAGUUUGAUCAGCUGGUUACAGCGCAAAACUAUAUGGACUGUGGGGAACCGGUUUGGCCCAUUGGUUCAGUUGGGCACCCCAUGUACCCUGGCUGUAGCUGAAGAGUGGGUGGUGCAGGUUUAUUUCCAGCCCUCAGCCCCCUUCCUGCAUGUCAAUCCCCACUGUCUCUCUCUAUUUCGAGCUCUUUCCACUGUCCCAUCCUUUAUCCUUUAUGGAUAAAGUCACAAAAACACAUACUGACUUAUUUUCAGCCCAGUUAAAACUGGGGUGUUGUAUCACCCCUGAGGAUAAGAGCUUGUUCCAGGUAUAAAAAUAUAUAUAUCUCAGAUUGAAUUCCCUUAACAAAAAGUAAGGACAACCCCAGCUUACAUGUCAGAUCUACCUGAAUCCUUUCUACUGUACGGGCUUUCAAAUGCAUUUGUGUUUUCAUGGUUAUACCAGGUUUUACUUUACAUUGCAUAAUCAAAAUUCCAAGUCCUGAUUUGCGACUAACAGAUGUGACUAACUUGAUUUAGUUAAAAGUAUCAACUCCAGAGUAAUAGGAUGUGCAAACUUGAUUUCCAGCAGAACCUAUAGGCAGAUAAAAGAAGUACACCAAAGACAGACAACUAUGUAACAAAUACAUGACAUGAUAAAAAGGUUGGUGUUGUUUCGUUUUUUGUGUGUGCAUUCAGAGACAGAGUGGAGGGGUGCCAGUAGGUCCACAUACCCAGUUUCCCAUCGUGGUCCACUCUCAGCAGCAGUGUUACCCAUCACAGCCCCUUUACAUCCAGGACAUCCCUCUACAGGAGGUUCCCAAUGGACACGACCUGUGCUCUACAGGUAAGAGAUGCACACAGACUGUCCCAAACAUGAUGUCUGGGCCAAGAGCUUUUUGAUGCAUGUCGUGUUUUUUUUUUUUUUUUUUUUAUAUUACGCCAACUUUCCGUUAACAAAUAAUUCUUCAUCUAAAUGAAUAAGAGAAUUAUUUAAUGCUCAUCGUGUCAAUGCUUAAGAAAAAAAUAUAAAAACUAUUCGUUACUUGUGAACAAACAACUCAGAGCAAACAAAAGACCAUGCACAAACUGGAAUGCUAAAUGAGCAAUUAGUCUCAACUUGACACACACAUGAUACUCCCUAAUUCAGACACAAACAGCCUCAACUUGACCUGUUGUUCUGCGCAUGAUGCUCGCGGGAUGAUGGUGAUGUUGACCCUGAGGGCAAUGCCUUUACCAGAUACCCCCUGUUUCUCUCUUUCGUUCAUUCUUUCAUUUUUGUUUUUAACCUUUUUUCUUUUUUCUUCUCUAAACCAUGCACCACAUGCCCCAAAGUUGUCCUUUUCUUUUUCUUCCUUUCACUUUUUUUUUCCAAAUAAGUAUUAUUUUAAACUGCAACAUUCCUUCCAGUGCAUUUGCCUGUGUUUGACUCUGGCCUCCUUAAGUUCUUAAAAGCGUGAUUGAUGCUGGUGGACUGGGACACACGCCACAGGAGUAGGGUAGGGGUGCUGGGGGGCACAAGCUUUCUUCCGUCACCUCCCUGAGCUGGAUGCGAGGGGUAAGACAGGGGGCCAAAGGGCGGCCAUCCUUUUCCCAAGCCCCUGGUUUGGUCCCUGGAGAGAUAGAGGGGGGCUGAGUGUGCGUGUGUAUGUGUGUGUGAGAGAGAGAGGGAGUCAGGAUUUGAUGGGAUUUGCUGAUGUUUGUUGCUGGAGACACACUCCUUUGGAGGACUGACUUCAUUGCUCCCAGCGCUAAACCGUUGACAUAAACAUUGCAGAGUGGAAAAAAAUGACCGAACAUUGACCUUCUUUCUUUUUUCACCCUGCUCCGAAAUCCUUAACUACACUGAGAACAGGUCUAAGAGCAUCUGAGUCACCUGGAGAUGCUGUAACAGUCAUUUAGUGCUUUUUGAUGGUGUCAGAUAGACUUGCUGGUGGUUUUGUGCAAGCAGCGCAUGGUGUUAUGAGUCUAUACUAAUCUCAAGAGCAGCUCAACAACCUUUGACACAACCUCCACACCCUGCAGCCGUUGCUUUGACUAAUAUCUUCUUAACUGUAAACACAGUCGUCUCUCGAACAUUUUCACUUGCAAAUUCAGAACCCUCGUGUUUAAUUCACAUACAGUAUGAUUAGAAAUGGAAGUAACAGGGAUUGCAACAUAGUUUCUGCUCAGAUUUGCAUAUUUAUCUUUUUUAUUUCUCAUUGACUUACGAGAUGUUUAAAUCAUGAUUUUGUUUUGCUAUUGAGGAUGUUCAUUAAAUGUUUACGUUUAAACCACAUUUCACCUGGAAAUCUGCUACUUUCAGGAGAUUCAUCACAUAUAUCCACUCACCUAUUAAUUUCAGUAGCUCAUACAGCUGAAAUGAUUGUUGAAGUGAAAUACGGACAGAUACUAAAUAUUUCAAUACAUGAAAGCUGAGUAUGAAAUCAAGUCCAGCACUCUUCCCUGUCAGCCACAAAGACCUAUUAGAACAGCUUCUGUCAUUGCAUACCAGUGAAGGACAGUAUGGUCUGGUGGUCUGUCAGCUGUCCAGAUUAAAGCUCUUGAGGGGAACUUUCAGUUUGUGUCCAUUUUGAACCUCCCUUAUAUGUGCAGUCCUCAUUUUACUUCUUUUUAUGGGGAAAGUUUAUAAACUGCUUCUUUUACAGCUCAUCUGGGGCCAUAUGAGCACUGACAUGGUGUAGGUGCAUAGACUAAUGCUGCGUUCGAGUUACCUCGGAAGACAGAAGUCAGAGCUGAAAAUCCUGUCACACCUGAGUUCCCAGCGUUUCAGUUACCAAGUCGGAAAAAGCAAAAUCGGAGGCGGAAACAAGAUGGCUACAUCUACGAAAGUUAUUUUAGCACUUGCCUUGUCCUUGCUUAUAUUUGGACAAGGUAAAGUGCUAAAAUAACUCAGAACUCAGGUGUGACGUCAUUUUCAGUUCCGACAUCUGACUCCUGAGGUAAUUCGAGCGCAGCAAAAAUUCCAACUUAAAGGUGGAGAAGGCGGGAUCUGAGGAAGUGCCAGUUUUUCGAGAAAUCUUGAAUGUAACCACUACCCCUCCCAACCAGUUUUCCCCUCAGCUCCUCCUCUCCCCUCCCUCUCUGCUCCAGCAAGCCCAGAUACUUCAGAUAAUUACAAAUGGGGCCCAGUCAUUGUGAAAGUAAAUGUGAAAGCAUUGGUACUACUGUAGAUGCCAACAGACUACCAGCAAACACAAUGUUUGGAGGACUUCUACAACUAGGAUAAAGUGACAUAGUCUAGGACCUGAGGUAAACAGUUUAGCGGCACUACAACACGCAGCAGGUCCCGUUUGACAAAAAGCACUUCUGUUACAGACACUUGGCUUACUUUGUUAAAGCGGUUUACCUGUCCAGCAGAAAGGUAACGGGGUCCGUAAGAUCCCGAAGCGUUCACUGAUGUUGACCCGGCUUUUUAGCUCUUGUCCAGGUUGUCUACCUCCUUUUUAAGCGUCAGUGAUUUUGCCAGAGUCUCCAGUAUUGACUUAGUUUUCUUGCUUGUGUUGGCAGUCGGACAAUUUUCCAUACUUUCUGGUUGGUUUCUACUGUCAUAUUGUAGCUCGCUAACUUUGUUUUGGGCUAAUGCACAUUAUUCAAGGAUGGGGACCGUGCCUUACAACAUAAGGGAGCAGCAUCUGCCUCACAACCAAUCAGCACAAGGGCGUAGGGUCCGCCUCAAAACCAAUCAGGUUGGGGGAGCAGGGUCUGAAAGAGCGGGCCACUCAAAAAUUUUAAAAUGUUCACCACACAGACAUAAUGAAACACAGUGAUAUUUUUAUAUUACCAAAUGUCAUCAAUAACUAAGAGCUAUUGACUCAUAUUAAAAGCUUUUUUGUAUACACACCACAAAAAGAUGCUUUUUUAACAGAAUCGUGCCUACCCUUUCUGUAAAGUGGAAAAUCAUUUUAGAGAAAUAAUAUCACUUUGAAAUUUCUGCCCCUUCUUUCACCCCUUGAGUAAACUGUGUCUUAAUUGUAAGGCAAACUAUGUUUUCUGACAUGAUAAUGUCGUACCAUGAUUUCGCCACCUUUUAAACCCCAAAAUCCAAUGCGGAAAAUGUGUACAGGCCACAAGCAUGUUUGUAUUUGAUUCUGCAGACUUGUCAGGAAGAAAUGGCUUAAUUAGGAUUUGGUUUCAGGCCGCUUGGCAAUUAUUCACUCAGCACUGUUUUGAGCCAUGAGGGAAAUAUUUGGUUGUUUAGCUGUUAAAUACUCUGCUAGAUUUAACAGCCAGUUGCUAACUGUGUCUGUCUGUCUUAAUGUGGAGAUUAUGUCAGUAUACAGAGGGUUUUUAAAGCUCUUUUAGCUGACUACAACUAAGUCCCAGGACUCCAAGACAGCAGGAAUAGUGAACCUAAACACUCAAGUGCCAGACAGACUUCAAGCUAAGCUGCAAAGAUGGAAAACAUGCUCUUUACAAUUAAAUUUUUUAUCAUCUGAUUUAAAAAACCUGCUUUUGAUUUAUGAACUAGACAGAAAUUUUAAUACAUAAAGAUGACUAUCGGGAUAUUUUUUUCUAAUAAUCAGAUUUAAUUUUAUUUUCAGAAUUUACACAGAAUCAUACAUCAUUUUAAUCUGAAUAAGCUAGAAAAUGACCAAAAAAAAAAAAAAAGGAUAAAACGUGAGGGAAAACAAAACAAAACAAAAAGAAGGGUAAACAAAGAAAAAACCCCAAAACAACAACACAACAAUGUGUCAUCAAUUAAAGAAAUGUGUCCUUGUAUUUAUUAAAAAAAAAAAAAAAAAAAAGAAGAAGUAAUUUUUACCAUUAGCUCAGUCUGGGACCCCCAAAACCACCGUCUCCCAUCUGUAUAGUUUCAAUUAGACCUUUAGGCAAGUAAUCCAUAAGGGGCCGCCAUGUGUCCAUCAAGAUAUCAUCAUUCCCUUUUAAUUUGGUAUACAUAUAGUAUAUAUUUUCUGGCCAAAAAUAAGAGCUUAUUAAGUAAUUUUGAUCUUCUCACAUCCAUAACUCUAUCUGUUGGUGGCAGCCCCGAUAGAAACUGGCCUGGAUCUUUACAUAUCUCGUUUUUGAAUAUUGCUGUCACUUCCUUAGAUACACAUGACCAGAACUUUGAUAUUCUUGGACAGCUCCAGAAGACUAUCGGGAUAUUAAUCUGCACAAUAAAUCCAGGUUACAAAACCAGUUGCUUUGUAAACCCCCUUGGAUUAGUAUUGAGGCUACUUCAUAGCAUCCUUGACUCCCAAUGUAAAUCGUUAAUCAAUCUGAACUUACUUUACUUUUGUGACGUUGGGUUUUUCAGUAUAACUCCCUCCUUUGAGAAUGGAUUGGCUGAAAUGUUAGUGUGAGAAAGAAACUGUACAGAGCAGAUGUGUGGUGGGGAUGUUGGAUGUUAAAGGCCCAUCGCAUGUUUGGCCCUGAGCCCAAUGUCACACACACUGCUUCCUGACAACAGCCAUGCCAUGGUGAUGUUUACAUUAACCCGGCUCUACUCUCCUUCACUAUCCAACACUCACACCACAGGGCCUGUAAACUCUCAUGGUGGAAAUUUACCACGGGAGCAUGUGUGUGUGUGUGUAUGUGUGGGAAAAAAAAAUGAAUGAGUAUAUAUACUCCUGUUGGCUUUUAUUGAUAACAAAGCAGAUAUCACACACAUGUACACACACACACCCACACACUCCUCUGACUUCCUGCAGAGAUGCCUGUUCCACAUAUUCAUUCAUUAAAUUCACACCCAGCACUCUGGUGUGUAUUGUGUUACUGCAUCCUCUCAUUCAGUAAAGCAGGUACUCACACAUGCACACACGCACGCACACACACACACACUCCUCUGCACUUAUGAGUUCACUGUACAUUUAAACAUGCCCUCCCAUUUAGUCCACGCAGACACAGCUGUGAUCUGGCACUCAGGGACCACUGGCCUGUUUUAUUUGAUGUGAUUUGACAGCUGGACAGUUAGAAGAGGAGGGGGACAGGGUGGAAAGCGAAGGAGAGUGGGCGGAAUACAGUUUGAGGAGAGACGAAGGAUAAGGAGAGGGAUAAGUCACGGAGCUAGGACUGGUGGGAGGAGAGGAGACAAGGGGAGAGGAGGAGGAUCUAAAUGUUGAGCCUUGAGGGGGGGAGACGGGAGGGCUUCGCCUCUGAUGAGGGGCACGUCCUCGCGGGCGCAGGCCCAUUUUUUAUUUCUAAAAGUAAACUUGCAGCCUGCAGGGGUCUGGGGGGUUAUGGGAAAGGAGGAAACAGUGAUGCUAAUCAGACUGUUGCACACUUCCCCCUCCAACAAUAAAACAAAACAAGAGUGGAAACACGGAAAAGCGACAGACAACUGGGGAGGAAUGGGCUACACUGUGGCCAUAGACCUAGAUUUGAACUGCAGAGUGUAAUUAUCUUUCUGAAGCGAGUGGUAUUAGUCAAUAAACAAAGGAAAGAGGGAAUGUGUUCUGCUAUAAUGCAUAUUUGUAGUGUGUGAAGUAUUUUUAGACAUCUGAAAGAUGUAAUUUUCCACAUUAAACUUCUGGGAAGUGGUUUCAUUGUGUAUUGAAAUUGGUCAUUUACAAGUAGAGUCACUCUGGAAUUUCCACUCCAGAAGUCCAAGUUCUCGUUCACUGGACUGAGGAAUAAUUCCUGCUAAAUCUCUGUUCCUGAGCACUUAAUUGUGAAGUUUUUCAGAAUUAGUAUUUUUCCUCUCUUAAAACUAUCAGCAACUAAAGACACACCUUUUACUUUCCUGUUAGCGUCAACACAGACCCUCUGCACUACGGCUUCAGCCAAACACCAAAAUUUCAAGCUUCCCUUUCCUUAAGUUCUUCAAGUUUUACUUCUAGGAAGUGUUCGUGUGGUAAUUUCCUCUUGAUAGCGCAGUGACUAAUUACAAACCACUUCAGUUGGAGAACACACAGUUCUCAAACAUAUGCAAUCACUGAGUGGUGAUGAUGCAACAGAUGCCAACUCAUCAGGAAAGGUGGUGCUUUAAUGAAUCCUGAGAGGGACCUCCUAUUGUUUUAAUGUUUAUAUCACAAGCCGAGCAAUAUCCACAGACUGUUAACUACAAUGAGUGUACACACUUAUGGGAACAGUGAACACGUCUUACUGUGUCCCGUAAUGUGUGUUCAUAGUUGAACAGAGUCCAUAGAUAACCAAAGGUUAAUUCUUUAUUUUUUUUUUUACAGAGAAUAGAGUGUUGAUAGCAUAUUUAUCAAGAUGAAACUAGCAGCAGCUGCUUUUUUUUUUUCCUCAGGCAUAUUAAUUUUUUAGCUGACUUUAUUUUUUGAGUGUUUUAUUCUUCUAAAAAAACAUCCAUGUAUGCAUUAAGAAAUACAUCUGAACUCUGGACGGAUUUUUCCUUCAGCCCGGAGUGAGGCUUUAUCUGAGAACAUGGUGCUAACAGUGAAGAGGGAGGGCAUGAUGAGAGGAGGGAGGUCUGGGAGGCAAAGAGACUCAGAGGGGGGUGGGGAUAAUUGAAUUAUCUGCACAAUGGAGUGAUGGGGGGCACGUGGUGCCGCUAAUGGAGGAAGAGAUGUCCUUUUUAGCAAAGCUAAUUGUUGAGAAAAGAGCUGAGCCUUUGUUCAGGGAGGCCCCACUACUUUCCCAGUGCACUUACAUGCACACAACUGGGUAGAGUGCACACACACAAGACAUGUGCACUCGCUGACACUGCUGACAUAUACAUGGGCAUGCACACAUACUGUAGAUACACUCAUGCAAGAGAUUUUGGAAUGUGUGGAGUAUGAGAAAGAUGUACAUGUAAAGACAUAUGCACACACACUCACACAGACAGACACACACACACAGGGAUACGCCACUCCUGUCCCAGCCAACCUUCUGAUCUCAGCAGGAGUGCAUCCAGCCUGUGGCACCAUCAGACAGCAACCACCGCAGAUAGAGUUGAGACUAAGCCGCCAGACAGAGACCACAAGGACCCUACUGUUUUACUGUUUUACUGCCUGCUCUCUCUCUCUCUCUCUCUCUUUCUCUCUCUCUCUCUCUGUGCCCAUCAACCAUCUUUGUGUGUGUGCUUGAGUGUCUGUAAAUGACUCUCUGAGUGUUCGCACUACAUACCAAACUCAUUAGGGCCGUAUCCAUUGUCUGAAAUGUUCCAUACUUUGAUUUUCUUGUGUUUCAGAGUCGUCAUUUCAGAUUGAGUGUUUCCAAAUGUGAAAGGAAGUAUAGCAUUGAAAUGUAAAUUCUCGGAGCAACCCAAACUCUUUUUUCUGACUGGCUGCGAGGGGAAGCAAGAUGUCAAAGAAAAUAUCACUUGACAGCUGUACUGGCUGCUCUAAAUUGUAUAACCUUUCAGUUAACUCUGUGAAAAGUAGCAGGUGCAACGGUUACAUCUCAGGAUUAUAGACAUACGCACAACACAGAUGUGCCAGUGAGAGACUGACAGUGAGCAGGGAGAGCAGUGAGAAGAGAAAAAGCUGCUCUGGGUCGAGGUUGCAUACUCAAAGGGAAGCAAGUGAAGCCAGCUAACUGUCAAAACCAUGGCAACAGCAUUCGCCAGGUGAAGAAAAAGAUCUAGAUCUGAAAUUUGUUUGAUGUGUAACAUGUGUCUUAAGUGUGCUGGUACAAACACUGGCGGCUUGUCUCGUGCAAUGAUUAACAAUCCCUCUGUAUGAAUAGGAAAAGACAGAGUUUGUUUCACACAGCAUUAUUUUUUUUUUUCUUAUUUACUCAUAUUGUAAAAAAAACUCUGACACAAGCAUUUUAUAUAGUUGAUAACAAGCUCUUCUAGAUCUUUGUAGCAAUAAACCACAUGGUGCUUUAUUGAAUUCUUUUUAAAGGACUUUGUUUUUUCAUGUUCAGAAAUCUGUGUUUGUCUCCAGGGUCAUUGUACAGCAGGCUUUUCAGGCAGAUAAAAUGUUCACUACUGUGAUAAAGACAUUAGUAACAUCAUGUCCUGGGUUUCAAGAACAGAUUUAUUCAUGUUUCCCAGCAACAGGGAUACAAAACAACAACGAUUUAUGUAUUUAUUUCUUUUUAUUUUGUCAAACUGCUUGUUUAUGCAGUUUUUUUGUUCACUCAAUUAGUUCUCUUUGUUCAUCAAUCUGAAGGAUUUGAAUAUGUUUUAUACUACUUAAAAAAUGGUAAAAAGUGGGGGAUGCAGACAGGCAGAAACUCAAACUGAAACACGCUACAGUGACGCCAGCCCAGAUAUUAGUCAGCAACACCAUUAAACCCCUAAUGGCUGCCCUCAGGCACAAAAGGACCCGGGAUGUCCUUUUAAGAACAGAUUUGAGGGAGUUCAUUAAUGGAAAACAAAGAGAUGCAGUCAGAGAGGCUAACUGACUGAUUGACUGAAUGACUGUCUGACUGACUGACUGGGAUACAGUGAGAGGUGCUUGUUCCCCCGUUUCAUUCUUGUCUCCCAUCACCCCCCCCCCCCCCAUCUACUUCACCCCCUAGUGACGCAGCUCCUCUCACCACAGAACCCACCAGCACUCUUUCCAGAUGAGGCUCCUAUCAGGGCCAAUGAAACCUGAUCCAGGCCUGCUAAUGGAGCCAGAGAAGUACCACCGGUUUAAAAAAUCCAUGUGUGAUCAAUAUCCCUGGCUCCCCUGCCUCCGUACACACAUGUACACAGUAGAUGCAGAAGUAUCAUAUUGACAUGCGUCGUAGGUUGUGCCUCAUGAUUCUGUCUAACGAGGUUGCUCAUGAUGAGGUUGAAUAUGUGGAAAAGCAGAGCUGAUUCCUUAAAGAUCUUGAUGUUGUUCUAAGUGCAGCCAAUUUUGUCUCUAUUGUUAAAAGUGCUUCGGUCCUUGGAACUUGAAUGAGAAAUACUAUUAUAAUUUGUUAUUACCUUUCAGUUAUCAUGGGAGAUGUUUUGUAAUGGUAGUGGUUUUCUCACAGUGGAGCCUUACUGCGGCUUAAGAAAGCUAAUCUGUGUCUCGUCUUUGUUCUUCUAAAUUCCUGAAUCAAUUUCAAUUAAGUCAUUUGUGAUAUCUCUUGAUAAUCAAAGAUAAAAAAUGUAUUAGUCUCAAAAAGGGAGGAAAAAAUCUGGAAUUAUUUUUUUCAUUUCUAGUAGGGGAGAGUGGGGUAAGUUGAGCCACCCCUUGUUGCUUGGAAAUGGUAAAAGAAAUUGAUCAUGUGACCAAAUAUUUAGGAGAUAGGCAUCAAUUCAUAGAGCCUGUGAAGGUUAGAAGCACAUGGGUGAAAGGGUUAGACAUUUGUUUCCAAAAAAAACAUUUUUCACUCUUGAAAGUGAAUUUAGUCUGUCAUAAGUUUUAUUAGAAUUGUGUUCAGACCAAACAAGAUCAUUUUAAAUUUGUUUUAUAAAAUCAAUUGUGGUAUCUAUGAGCUAUGACAUUAGGUCAAAAACCUAGAAUAAGAGUCCACCAUUUUGAUUUAGAGGACUAAUAAAGUCAUAAUAGUAGUUCUGGGGUAAGUUGAGUCAGUGGCUCAGCUGAGAAAGUGAAGGAGUCUGAUGAGAGGAUCAGAGUUUCAGUUCAGAUUGUUGAAAUGUGUUACUUUUUCUUUUCAAAAAUACAGCUGUGAAUGUUCUGAAUCACUUGAAGACAUUCUCAUGUUAAAAUGUUUUUUAGCAGUUUUAUGCAAUAAUAAUAAUAAGAUUUAUUUUAUAAGUUGAAUAGUGUAUAAUAGAUAAAAAUACACAUGAAUGUGAAGCAGUGACUGUUAUUUAGGGAGAGAAAAGGUGAGGGAGGGCUGGAGUGGAGAGUGGGCUGGGGUAGUAGGGAUACAGCUCAACUUACCCUGCUCCUAUGGUCAACUUACCCCAUACAUGGGGUAAGUUGACCAUAGAAGACCACUUUUUUGUCAUGCUAAAUUAUCAAGACAGUUAUGUUUACACUCAUUCUGAUGAGUUGCAGGAAUGCACAACAUCUUGAAAUAUAUGCAGAUACACUAGUUAGAGACAAAACUAUGAUCGCCUUGAUGUAGUGAUCAGAAAUAUGAAAAAUGGCUCAUCUUACCCCACUCUCUCCUAAUGAAGAAAGUUUGAUUGUUUUUAGUGUCAAGUUCAAAAUACUGCACCUAUACAUGCAAACGCAGCUGGAUAGAGGGGAAAAAAAAACAUGGUUGUUUUUUUAUUGAUCAGGACAAGGUGAACAGGAAAUACUCUGAGGUGUUUAUGAGGGUGAGGGACAAGUUAUGAGGAAGCCUGGACCUGCAGAAAAUAGGACACAGACAAGCCAGACUCCCCUUAGUUUGUGGUCAAGUACAAGACAGUUUUUUUCACAUCCUUAUUAGUCACGAAAAUGUUGCAGUGUGACAACCAUAUUGUAGUCUAUGUGUGCUUGUAAUACAUAACAGUUCCUAGAGGGGCUUAUUAAUGUAGGUAUAUGGGCCGUGUCAUUAUUUGUCAUAAAUAAUAGCUGGUGAUGAAUUUUGUGUUUGUUGUGGUGUUUGAGCAGCUACAAAUGUGGUUUACUUUACAACAGUUCUUUCUCAUGCUGCUCAUCAGCUCUCAUGUCUCUGGAGUCUUUCUCAUCCUCAUGAAACGCCAGCAAUUUGCGGGAACAUGUGGACUCCUAACUACGUCUGAUGACGCGCAGGGGCCUCGGUAGUCUUCAAGUAGGGGUAGUUUCUCACAGAGACAUGAGGAGGAGGUAGUGUGUGUCCUUGUUUGUGUGUGUGUGUGUGUGUGUGUGUGUUGGGAGAGCGGGGGUAUUGUAAUUGAAUUGUGAAUCAACUGGCAAGUCAGCCCCAAAACACCGCCCCCUUCAGCUGUCGUCGCUCCGGCUCUGUGAAUGCAACGCCCAUAGCCAGAGAAUGAGGGGAAGGAGUGAGUGAGUGUGAGAGGGAGUAAGAAAGAACGAGGAAAAGAGGGAGUGUGUGUACAUGUACCCGGAGAAGAAGAAGAAGAAGAAGAGAGGGAAAGAGAGUGACAAGUUAAGGGUAAAAAAAAAGGAGCCGAAUCGGUUUUUGGUGUGAGAGGAGAGGUAGGGGAAAAAAACAGCAAGUGUUAAAAGACCGGGCGCCAAAGGAGGAGAAGAUUUUCGCUUAUUUUGGUGUUUUUUGGAGCUGUUAGAAUAAAACAAGGACGCGGCGUUUAUUAAGUCACGCUGAUCCGAUGAUCAUGACGGCAGCUGUCGAUAUGAAACCGACGUUAACAAUCAUAAAGGCUGAAAAGAUGGACGGUGAGUAAUACAACUCUUCUGUGACAGCUAACACGCGACUUACAUUACUCCUUAAUGUUUCCUUGUAACGCAACCAGCCGGUGGCACAUAACGUUGAUGGUAACCUUAGUUGGAUUUCUCGGUAUUAAAAAAAGGACAGAACAUCUUCAACGUGUCAGGACGAUGUCGGUUGCACAAUAUUGGUCAACACGCAACAUUUGAGAAAUAUGCAAUCACGCCAGAGGCUCUAUGUUUCCAGUGUGUUUUAACCGCUUCAUACCCACUGAAUGAAUCACACUCAUUAUAUCACUGUUGUAGAAACAAGGCUACCGUGGACUGAUAAUAGGAAAAAGUUGUCCACACAUUUGUAGAGUUUGAUCACUAAUUAAAUAAUGGACUAAUUAAAGAUAUCAGUCAAAGGGGUGAAAUUUGACAUGUUUACUGUUUAAGUAGUCACCAAUAUUGCUAUUUUACUUAUCUCAAUCACUCCAGCCAGCUAAGUUUUGUCACAUAUAUUGUGAAUUUGUGUUGCUCAGAUGGACUAUUUCUGAGUCUGGUAGUUUUGAUGCACUUUGAUCCAUCCUUUCUCAUGUGAGUACCUAUUCCUGACCCCAUAUAACAGAGCACUUUCUGCCCAGCCAGCAUGGGGGACAGGCCAUACUGCCUAAUCACUCCCCUCCGCACCAACUCCACAGUCUCCCUCCCUUCUCCUCUUCUCUCCCUCUAAUGCAGCGGUUGAAUGUGAGUUUCCAGAGGGAAGGAGAGGCAGACUGAGGUGAUGAAUCUGCAUUGCUGAGGCUUGCCUCUCUGACCCUGCUGCCUGGAACACUUGCUGGAUUGCUCCAGGGAUAGUUGAGGACAUGAAGAGGAAAGCCCACGAUUGUCAGCUGUGAUUGUAUUUGGCUUUAAACCUUUUGUGUGGUUUCACUUCUCGUUUUCACUGAGAGGUCUUACACAUGGUGGCAUGUUUGGAUAAUUUGCAUUAAGCAGCUUUACAUGAACUAAUCCCCUGUGCUUUUGUAGCUCAGGUGGCAUUAAGCCUGUUAAUAGAGUAGCAAGCAGCAUUCAAGCAUUGUGGAAAUUUGAUACUAAUUGCUCGUGUUGACCCACUAAGGGGCUGUGACUCACCACAGUAACCACCUUCUCUUCAUUGUCAGUACCUGCAGAGCAAAAUUCACACAUGCACUCUCGCAAACUCAAACACAAAGCGCUGACAGCUGCAGUUAAGUUGCCAAAGCGUAGUGCUAUCUUGCAAAACCAUUUCGCAACGCUCCCUCCUCCUUACACUUACUUGGGUGCACUCGGGUCAAGCUGAGGCUGCCAUGGAGUAGCUCACAACAUCACACAAACAUACCCUUUCUUUAUGUGUCUCUCACACAGAGACAUGCAGUGUUUUGUCCACUUCUGCAUAUUACCAUGCUUUCAUGAUAAUUGCUCCAAAACGUUCAAGGAUGUUCUGAUAGGCCACAACCGUUAAAUGCAUGCUUAAAUGCAUAUAAUGGACAACGACAGAUUCUACGCUUGCAACUUGUAGGGAGAGACGCAUGUUCAGUACAAAGUUAGAAUAUAUUUUCUGAUGUUUUGCAUAUCCGAAGAGUCACCUCUGAGCUAUAUAUGGCAUUGUGGAAACAGAUGCUCUCCUUUAUUCCUCUCCACCUUAACACCUGCAUGCACACACUUUACAUACAUGCACGCCCCAGUAACAAGCACAAGUGGCUUCCACCCUACCUUACUAUAGUGUUUGUUUUGCUUUACAAGAGGAGUGCAGCUGAUGUCAUCUUACCCAAGGCUCGUCUUCCCUCCUUUCAGCGGAGGUAAUUCUUCUUAAAGCGCUCACUCACUGCCAGGGCCAGAGGUGCACCCAAACAAGGCGCCAAAUGAUCUACAAAGCUUUUCUACUUUUGUUCAGUGUCUGUAGUCAAACCCUGACAAAGCACACUCAUUUCACUGGAACUCAGAUCAUGGUAGCUUAUUAUUGAAGGUGUCAUCUAACCAUGACAAAACUGUCAGCUCUACUGAGACGUGAAAGAUAGGAUUACCAAAGAAGAGGUGUUGAGUUCAUUGUGAAAGUACAGGUACCUUAAGUUUCCUCUUCUCUUGUCUGUUGUAAGUUUUGUUUUCAUGGGUAUUUUUGUAAAGACAGCUCUGUAAAAAUUCAAGACAGCUGUUAAUUAUUUACAAUACAUGAAGUUAUGAGUUUUUAACUUGAGUGAGUUGUCCCUUUUUUAAUGCUCCUUCUCUCUUUUCGUCAGGCCUGGAGGUCAGGGUUCAGUGACUGACAGGAAUGUUUUUUGAGCAUGCCCUGCUGGGUGGCAUGCAUGGAGGCAUAGAUGGAGCUCGAGUGGGAGGCUGACUUUUAUCUGAUCAAAACGCUGAUGUUUGUUAUAACUGGCAGGCCUGAUGCUUUUGCUGAGAGCCCUUAUAAGGCCUCUCGUUCCACGCCCGUCACAUACAGAAUGCACACAAGCACACACAGGCAACCGCCAUACAAAACGCUCUGAAAAAGGUUUUGCUGACUUUCUUUUCCAAGGUGCCUCCCAUGUUGGGAUGGUGUGGGGAGUUUUUUAGCUGCUAUUAGAACAGAGGGUGUUACAUAAGCCUCAGGUUUUUGCUUCGGUGUGUUUGUGUCAGCACUCCUUCAGUAGCGCACUGUAAUAUAUGCCAAUGUUUGAGUGUGCGUGGCUGCCUGGCAGCUGUGCAAACACUGUUUGGGUGAUCCAGGCUUCUCUUGAUGUGGUCUGUCAAUGAAUCGGGCCAAACAGAGCACAGAGACCCAGUCUUUUUUUUUUUUUUUCAUCUGUGUCAAGCUAAAAGGUGGCGUGGUUUGCCAGAUCAAACUUGAUUAGUCAGUCUACUUGUAAGAGCAUCAUCCAUCUGCUGUGAGGUAGUGUUAUUGACCAGGACAUGUCUGUGCCUAGAGGGCAACAGAUAGCAGCUUCCUCAAUGAACCUCCUUGUCCUUGUCAUACUUAUCAAUGGACUCGGUGGAUUCUAGUGAAGUGUGAAGAGUUUCCACAGUGACCUUGUCUUUCUUUUUAUGAGCUGCUCAUUGAUGUCACUGUGUCAGAUCAGAUAGGUUACCACCACCCCACUUGUUUAUUGUGCGUAUUACAGUCAUUGAUCCGUCAUUCAUUCAGCUUUUCCUCUGCUAGGUUGGCCAUAUAAACAUAAAACAUAUUACUGCGUGGGUCCUAUCUUAACACUUCCCUGGUGACUACACGCCUUAAUCUUUGCUUACAAAGCUUAGUCAUGAAGUAAGGCGUGUUAGAGCAGUGAGCAUAUGGUGAGGACAAGUGGACUGAAAAGUGGAAUGAGUUCGCAGAUAGUGGUUGAAUGUAUGCCAAUGUACAGUUGUCAUCAUGGCAGUAAAUGAUUAGUGAAAUCCACCCCACGAGGAUUAGAGUGCUUCUUACUUCAGUCAGUCAUCUCAUAUUACUAACACUGAAAAGUUAAUAACCAAAACAACUGAAUAACUUGUUCCUAGAGCUUGGCAAAGAGAGUAUCAACAAGCUUUUUGUAAGACCAAACUCUUCAAUCACCCACCCACUCACUCUAUUCCUUCUCCAGAAUUCCUCCCCCUCCUUUCCCUUUCUUCCUCUGUUUUCAAUGUCGUUCUGCUGGCCACAUGGGUUUCUCUCACAACUUCUUGAUGUGGUGUAUGGUGAGUUCCUGGUGAGUGCACUCCGUCCCAUCCCCAGUCAUUCCCUGCGUGUAAUCCCUGAGUCACGCCAGUAGACGCCUGCUGCACCACACGCCACUGGCUGUCAGACUGAGCGUCUGCUUGGCUCGCUUACAGGUUUUUAGCUUAACGCACAUAUCCCGCGUUCUUUACCAUACCAGUCUGCCUGUGAACUCUAACUGGCCUGAAGUGGCCCUAAAACAGCUCCACAUCUACCCACGCAUAUCAACACUGUCUUGAGUGCUUCAAAACGUUUUUUUUAGUCCACUUGGUAAGUUGCUGUUUCUGUUUUAUGGCUUCACAUUUAGGAGCCAUGUUUCCCAUAAUGGAAUGGAAACUGGGCUAACUUAGAAACAUGCCUGGUUUAGGUAUCUGUCCACCGUGCUCAAAGCCAGUGUGUCUGUCCACAACAAGGCCAUGCUGCUCUUUCAGUGUUCGUCCCAGAGUUUAUUCCUAUGUUCCCCCUGUUGUCUCUUUUUAGUACACAUCACCUGAACGCAGGUGAACAAAAAGGCCAGAGCUACAGAUUGGAUGUAUAAUAAACUAGACUUUUAUUACCAGAGAAGCAGGAUUUGUUGUGUUUACAGGCUGUUUCUAGAGUUCAGCUGAGUGCAAAAGCAGCCAAAUUCCUAUGUAUUAGUUGAACUUACUCUGGCACCCUAAAUUAUGUUGCAUUGGUAAUGAAGAGGGUUUGGCUUGUCAUUAAUGCUCAUAGAAGUCACAUUUUGCUCAUGGAAAAAUGUUUGUUUUAUGUCGCCUCAUGAUUGCAGUGAUAACAUUUGAGUCAGUGAGAAGAAAUUCUUCACGAUAUGGUCAUUACUUUCAUCAUGACCAGUCACAUUGUCAGAUAGAGCCGCACGGUAUCCUCUGAAGUCCAGUCAUUCUGGAUGAAAUGAGUCACACUGUAUGCAUGCGUGUGUUUGUGUGUGUGCGCUUGUGAAUGAGCGACAGAAACAGAGCAGGGAAAAGAGAAGCAAAGGCAAGCAUGGGUUUACACAACUAAGAUGAUAAACGCCUAUUUAGAAUCAGAUCUAUCUCUGAUUGCAAAACGGUGAGCUGUAAGUUUCCAGUGAGCAAACUUUGCUGUACAACUUUGAAUCAGCAGAGUCAGCCACAACCAAGGUGUUUCAAAUCAUUAAGGAACAAGAAAGGAAAAAGAAAACACAGAUUUCUGGAGUAAAAUAAAGUAAAAAGAGACUUGCCCAGAUGUUUGAUGUCUUACACUUGCAUUAGCUGUGGAGCACUGAGCUGAAAAUAGAAGGAAGAUUCAUCAUUUUGAGCUGGAACCAUUUCGCCACUUAGACCACAAGUCAUUUUUUGGUCACAUUAGAGGAAAGCAAGAAAGCUGUGAGAAGCACAUUAGUGAUUGUAAAACAGAGGUGGAAUGCGAGGCAUGCAACAUGAAAACACUUCGGUCUGGGGGGAAUUUAUUUAUCAAGUAUCCAUCUGUCGCCCAUAGCUUGCCUUCAAACAAGCAACAAGCCCAAAUAUACGUGUGAUGUAUAAUUAGUACCAGCCACUGCGACAUUUAAACGGGCUCGUAUUGUAGAAAAGAGCAGUCGGGUAGCAAACAAUCCUAAAAAAUGUUUGUGAAUGUAUGGCUGUGUAACAUCCCGCAGAAUUUACACUUGUAUCAGGAACCUGGUCCUGGAAUGUAUGAGUUUGGAUAAAAAUUGGGGGCAGGCACCGUGUUUUGUGGAAAAAAUGCAACACAGAGAGUAAACUGUUUGUCAGAUAUGUCGUGUGUUUGGUUUAACACCUAAACAGUUCCCCCAGAGCAUCCCCUGUCUGUUUACAACACGGAGCCUGGGAAGGCAGCUAGCUUGGGUAGAGCUAGGCUAACACCAUCUGCAGCCUUUAGUACAGUGUGUGUACAUCAGUUCCCUUUUUUCUUAUCACUAUGUCUAACACCUCAAGGUAAAAAAAAAGACAUUCAAAUCGAUACAGACCAAAGAUGUUUUACACAAAAGGAAAGAUCUGUACAUUUCAUAAUAUUUCUCAUAUUGCGUAUGCACAGUUUUUAGUGCAUACUGGAUUUGAGUAUUUUUCCAAUGUUGUGUGAGGCUUUUCAGAGUAAUGGAGAACUAAAAUGUUGUGCAAUGAGCUGUUUUGAGACGUACAUCACUGUUUCUCAACCUUUUAAUACUUUAGGCGCGCCCCAAACCCGGCCUUUUCACACUGUUAAAGAUCACACAGCAAGAAAGCAUAUAGGCAGUUAAAUCAGCAACGUGUAGCUGAACCCUGCUGACGGUGCUUCAUCUCUGCUUUUCUCCUUUUUUAUUCAGAGAAUUUCUUUUUUUAAUUUUUUAAGCAAAAUAUAUGCUACAGCAACUGUUGUUGAUCGUGAGUAUCAUUUCAGAGACAGAGGUAAUGUCAUACAGAGCUCUGAGACUUUGGCACAAACAGAAGACUUAAUGCACUUUCACAUCAUAAGCUAAUAUGAUUUCAGAGAUGGAUGGAAUGGGAGAAAGAAAGACAGCAAGGCAGCUAAAGGGUAUCAGACCCACUUAUUGCCUGCUUCAGUAGCCGGUAUGUCUGUGGUGGUGAUGAUCUGGACAACUCUUGUUUCAUGUGCAAAGACAGAUGUCAGCAGCAGUGGCCUCGUCUCAUAUGGCUGCUUAACAUCACCACAGGCUUGUGCUGGGAGAGGGCAGCCAGAAGCCAGCGGUGGAGACCUAAGAAUAAAGCCAAUGUUUCAGCACUGUCACUUGUGAUUGUGGGAUACUCCUCGUUGAGUAUUGUAUUUCUUCUGGUUAACACUGUCCCUCGCCGGGGCCGGUUUUUGUCUUGGUCUAGCUUCUUCGUUUUGCCUCAAAGCAAAGCCUCCACGUCUAUUCCUGUUCUUUGGCACAGAGACUGAAAUCUAAAUAUUGAGCGGCUGGUUGAACAAGCAGCCCUCUCAAAACCAGACUGCCACCCAGUCCUCCUCCUCUUGCUGCUGCACAGCAGUCCGCAGCCACCACUUUAUCAUCGUGGCACUGAAUGGCCCCCUUCAUGACGAUGGGGUUUAUGACCCUGCGUUCUCAGACCAGGGGUCCAGAUACAGAUUUCCUUCAAAGGCUCUCUCAGAUACCACUGUCACCUUUGGUCAGACUGGCCUGCCUUAAAGAGAUGAUUAUAAGCCUUUGGUGAGAUGCCAAGACCCUCUCUCUUUUUCCCUAUACUAUGACCCUGCUGGUAUACCUGUUUGCAUGUUGGCAUAUUCAGGAGGGCUAUGAGGCUUUAACGGUGGUUCUUAAAUGUUUGACCCUCAUCUGAACCCACAGCUCACCUCACUUCCCUCAGGAAAUGGCAACUUAGCCACAGGAAAUUGACUGUUUUGCUAUUUUUUUAAAGCCCCACCAUACAUUCACCAACACUGGAGCUGAGUGGAGGGGGCAUAAAUUAGCACUUUGAGCAACUUUGAUUUGGAUAAAAGGCUUUUUGCCCCUGAAGUUUUUCUCUUCUAUAGAGCCCAGUUUUAAGCAGCCUUCCAUAUGCCAGCCUGUUUUAUGCAGGAAACUCUUUUUUUUCCUCACACCAACACACACCCACUCAUUGGAUCAACACUAUAGGGCUAUUUAUAGCUCAAUCACAUGAUAAAAAGCAUAUUGUCCCUCAUUUGUUGGGUCUGGUUGCAUGCUCUGCCUGUAUCAUUGCAUCAUUCUGAGUGGAGGCAGCAGUUCAGGCUUUAUGAAUGAACUGACUCUCCGCCAGAGGCUGGGAGAUGGCACUGAUCCCACUGUGAUGUCACUCCAGAGACGAGGCGAAGAGAGAGGGAGCUUUAUGAGACCUCCCAUUCACUCUCUUCUACCCCCUCACCUCCCCACCCCCCACCAGUUCUCUUGUCCAGUUAUGGGCUCAUAUUACAAGCUGGUGACUCAUUCCCUCACCCCUCACCCACGCAUGAUGCUCCUUUGCUAUCUCCCCCGGCCCUACCCUACCCUGCCCUGCCUAUCCCUGCCUGUUCCAGACCCUUAGACUUUGGACACAGUCGCAAAAAUACCCAUUUCACGCCCACGCUCUGUCGCACAACCGAAGUAAGCUGCUAAUUUUCUUCAUGUGUGUAUAUUUUUGUAUAUGUGUGUCAGUUUAACAACCUUAGGUACUAAACAGACCCUCAGUUUAAAGUCUGGUUGUGGCUUGUAAAGGCGGGUGAAAUAUCACGCUCAGCCUGUCCAUUAUCCAUAUCAUGUAAAGGGGAGUGGCUAAUCAAUACAUUUUACUGUGCAUCCAAUCCUGCCUCAUCAGCAAUUCUUACAAUUAACAGACUUAUGUCUUUGAUUUCAUCAGAAAAAAAUGUGUCAUCUCAUACUCUCGCUGCGAUCUUUUUACUCUGCUUCUUGUUGGUGAAAUGUGAACGGCAUAAUGUUGCUUGUGAUUUACACCCACUCCCACAUUUCAUGAGCUAAGUGGCUGGGACUCAUUUUGCGGACAGACCCACAUCAUCUAAUGUGGAAAGUGAUGACUUGUGGAUGCUUUAACUCUCAGUACAUACUGACCAUUCUGUAUCUAAUGGGACUCGCAGGCAUUGAAAUCCUAUCAGGACUUCAUCAUUUACUAGAGAUUGUCUAGAUCCAAGCUCGCCUCUCACACUAAUGGAUGCACACUGUACAUUAGCGCUGCCACAGACAACUUUUAUACGGAUCAUUCACUAUGGAGACAGAUCUCUUAUUAUUGCACUUUUAGUCUUGUGUACUCCUUUUCCUCCGCUUGUUAUUCUAUUGGAAAAAAUAACAUUAGUUAAAGGAGCUUUUCUUUCAUCCAACAGUUCAAACAUAAGAUUCAUUUUUUUUCUGUCUUUAAUUGCUCUGAAAAUACAGAAAAUUCCACUUUAAACUUGUUUUAUGAAGGAAAAAAAAGGAGUAAUUUCAAGCAAAAACAAAAGAAAUCACAAGAAUUGCAGCUGAGAUUGUAAUUUGCCCCGUCAUCAUGGUUCACAUUUUUCUUCAGUGAGAGUUCCUGAUGGUCGCUCUCACGCACGAUGGUGUUGGGUGUCUUUGAUGAAGAAUUUAGAGCUCAAGUUGUUUCCAGCCUGUGUGGGCAAAUAGAGGCACGGGGCAGGGUUGAUAAAAGCGAUGGAGAGGGAGAGGGUGGAAACGGUUCGAAAGUGCAGACAAACCCAACAUGAUCCAGCUUAAAUAAACUGUCACAUUUGGCCUUUGUCUUUACUUCAAAGCGCAGACUGUCUGAGCCCCAGUCGCAUCUCAGUUUGCAGCCGUAGCAGCAUGAAAGUUUUUUUUUUUUUUGCACUCUUAACACAUCUUAGAUUAAGCCAAGAAGAGGCCUCAACUUCUAUGUUCGGGUCUUAUUUUUAUUGUUAAAGUGCACUGCUCAAAGUUGCAUCGAAGAAAGUUUAACUGAGGUCUUCUGUGAGGCUGUUACAGUGUUUAUUCUCUGACUCUUGGAUCUUUCUUUUACUCCUGACUAGAAUGAAUUAGUCUUUUUUCUCUCCAGAGUAACACAGAGCAAUAUAUUAUUACAUGUCUAAUUGAAUCACACGAAGAGCAAAGAGCUCUUGUCUGUCCUCUGUCUCUGGUCUGUUGCACGGUUUCUUUCUUUAGAGAGGGAAAAAAAGAGGGGAAAAAAUAGCCAAAGACUGAAGAAAGAAACUUGGGAGGCCUAAUUUUAAAAGCAGACAGACAGACAUUGGUUACAUGGGCGAAGGAGGGACAGCUGCUGUGCAUUCCAGGCGAGGUCGAGACGUCAGCGAGUGGUGAAAACAAGCAUGAACUGUAUGUUGCCCCAGUGUACCGCCGGCAGAUAAAACCACCAGCCAGUGGAGAUGCCAGAACAUCUGGGUUCAACCAAUCGUUGUGUUGUAAGAGGAGUGACACAAUUUUGCUUAAUCUCAAAUCUGCCCUCAAACUACGCCUCUUGUGCCUUUUUUAACCACUUUAAUCGGUGUACAAAUUAGAUAGAAUGGAGAACCAUGCUGUAAAAUCACAGGCCUGAUUGAGCCCUUGAUUUAAUACGGACCUCCAUAUGCUUAAGUACCAAGAUGCCCUGGCACACAAAGUUUUCUUCUUGCAAGUUUCCCCCUCCCCAAGACUAGAAACUCUUCAGUGUGAAACUCUCAAGGAUCAUCAUGAUAUAUAAUUGUCUUUGUUGUGUAAAUGAGUGGGCAGUUUCCACAUUGAAUGAUUAAUCAGGACACUGUGAAGCCUAUUUACAAGUCAUUUUUGAGAAUUGGACCAUUAGUUUUUAGCAGCCUUUUCUUGUGUUGCCUAGGGGUCUUUUCCCCUCUCCCCUCAUCAUCUCCGUGCUCUACCCCUUUAUCCCAUACUUCAGCAGCCUGGUCAAUCUAAUUAGAUGAGUGCGAGUCAUCAGGCACUGUUUAAAGCCAUCAAAGGGAGCUCUGUUCAACACUGGGUGCCCACUGGCUGUGAGCAAAGAACAGUAGGCCCACUGUGGGACUGAGACCCUCAAGACAGCCCACCCCUAACUCCCCAAGCCACAUGCCAGCAAGUAAGGUGACAUCAUCACCCCAUUCUUUGACCCUUGACCUCUCAGAAUGUUUGACCCCAUGCUAAGUGAGGUGACAGUAGACCCACUGUGUCAGGGCAACAUGGUAGAAGUGCCAGCAAGGGUCAUGGUGUCGCUGAUUGGCACCAGCGAUACUCAACCAACCAUGAUGUGCUUUUCAGAGAGAGGCUUUGGUUUUUUCAUGCUUGGCGACAAACUUAUAUCUUUUUUGUUGCGAGUGGUAUUUGCUUUGAAUUCCAUUUGAAUUGAAAUUUGAGUAAAAAAGUAAUAAAAAGAGAUGUUCAAACUCAGCAUGCACCAAAUUCUGCAGCUGUUUUAUAUGCUACUCAGCAUCUGUGUUUCAAUAUGCAAACAUGUUGCACAUGCAGUCCUGCAGCAUGUUUACAGCAGCUCAGAUCACACUGUGUGACAUCUCUGGUUUAAAUAGAUUGGCUCUGAUUCGGACACAGUGCCUGUCUAGACAGGAUGUAAUUGUUGAGCCAUGUUGUUGAUCACGGUCAGAUACAACUGUGUUGGCUUGUUUGUGUGUGAGUACACGUGCGUGUCUAUGUGAAGAUCUAUCUGAACGACACAGCCUCUCUUACCUGCUGUUUCUUUGUCUCUGUUUAAUUUCCAUCCUGUGUGCCUUAUCAGAACGAAAAAUGAUACAGGAUGCAGAAUUGUAACGUGGGUUGUCAACAGUGAUAAUCGGAGUACAUAACACCACCAUGUUACUGAUUUGACCUGAAUGAAAUAGAAAUGGACAUAAUUCAAAACAACAUCAUAAUCAAUGUUCUCUGUGAUUUGUAUUUGUCAGAUCCAGAGUGUGGAGAUGUCCCUUUGCUAACUCCGGGGAGUAAAGAGAUGAUGUCCCAGGCUCUGAAGGCCACCUUCAGUGGCUUUACAAAGGAACAGCAGCGGCUGGGUAUUCCCAAAGGUAAAACCAACUGCAUCUUGUACUUUUGGCAGUCUCUUCUCACAUUCUUAUCUGGGAAAUGACAUUUUGAAAGUGAAAGGAAGUCCCGAAACCCCCCGUAACAUGUGACAUGUCAUGGGAUCCCCUCACGUCCCGGCCUGCUUUGGAGUCAGAGAGUUCAUCUUUGAAAAAGGAUUCACUGAAAACAGGAGACACCCAGUUAUUCCAGAAAUGGCCAUACAUUACAUACAUUUCAGUCAGUCAGAGCCGACUGACUAACUAUGUAGACGCAGAGACAGACAGCACAAUAAUGACUUAGGAGGCCAACCACAGAGUCUCUUUAUGUUGUUAAGAAAACUGCAUUACAUUAUAAUCAUACUUCAUCUGCAAACUAUGGUCCUGACUUGUUAUUACCAAUGCUCUUUACACUCACUGCUGUUUUCUUUUCUCUUUUUGUCUGACUUGAUUUGAGUAGAUAUAAUUACAGAGGAGAGGGAGUAACAAUAUAACCAAAAAUGUGAAGUUUCUUACCGUGAAAACAGAGCAUAAUAUAGAUUGAGCAGCAGGUCAAAGAGUCAGAAACAGAGAGAAUGUAUUCUGCAGUGUCACGUCAACAGUUAAUGAUGUCUUAUCCUGAUGUUUUCAGAUCCCAGACAGUGGACAGAAAACAAUGUGGCGGAGUGGCUAACGUGGACAGUUAAUGAGUUCAGUCUGAAGAAUGUUGACUUUGAUAAAUUCUGCAUGAACGGAGCCGACCUGUGUGCGAUGGGGAAGGAGCGCUUCCUGGACUUAGCACCUGACUUUGUGGGUGACAUCCUUUGGGAACAUUUAGAAAUGCUCCAGAAAGGUAAAGUCCUUUUCGUGAAGACAAGUGAAAAUUUACUGAUUAACCAAACGAUGAGAGACUAGAAGCUUUCAUGUUUUCUAUCUGAGAAAAACCUCACUUAAAAAUAGGACCCUGUUGACACUUGCUAUAGUAACACGAGCCAAACAGGAAGACACAAUUUAGCCUAGGCCAUUAAUUUUUGAUCACGCUGGCUGCAGUUACGUGAUACAUGAAAUCAAUGGCGGGGUCACUGACGCUUGUUCUCUAUCUAUUUUUCAUGAAGAGGAUACAAAGCAUUACCCCAUCAAUGGACUGACCUCCAACUUCCAGGAAUCACGUUAUACCUCAGACUACUUUGUCAGUAAGUACUCAUCGCACUCACAGACCAUCAUUCUGAGUAAUGGCAUCGAGCCUGUGCCUAAAAUAUGAAUGGAUAUGAUACUAGAGAAGUGGUUCACUGCUGCAUUAUUUGAAUUAUUAUAUGAAUAUAUCACCUCACAUUUUAUUUAAAAAAAUAUCUUAGGAUUUAAAUCCAGGAAAACAGGAUAUAUUUACAACAUUUUUGACAAAUAUGGGGGAAACAAUGUUGAAUAAAGUUCAAACUUUUUUCUGCAGAAGCUCAGGAUAAUUCGAAUGUUUAUACAAUUACCGCAACAAGAUAACUGUAUUUAAGUCUACAGUAUUCUUGCAUUUAAUGUACAAGAUUUUAGGUGUGGAUUUUGUCACAGUAAACUGUCAUCUUUUUGACAGCAGCUCAACACAGGAGGGAUAAUGACUCCACUCCUAAAAUUGAUCCCCCUCUUCUGCUCUGCUCUCUAUCUCCUCUUGUUUCGACCUUCAUAUCUCCAGGCUAUGGUGUUGAGCAUGCUCAAUGUGUUCCCCCUUCUGAAUACUCAGAGCCCGGCUUCAUCACAGAGUCAUACCAGACACUUCAUCCCAUCAGCUCAGAGGAAUUGCUGACGCUCAAGUAUGAGAGUGAAUACCCCGCUAUCAUCCUACGGGACACGCCCCUCAACCCGCUGCAUGGGGACUACUUUCCAGUCAAGCAAGAAGUGGUGUCCCCCGACAAUAUGUGCGUGGGACGCCUCAGCAGAGGUGAGGGAAUACAGACGAAACAAUAGAAAUACUUAGCAGGGGUUUAAGCACUGUGUAGCUGUAGUUUCGGGGAGUAUUUUAGAGACGAACAUGCAGCGUUUCCAUUGCAAUCAACUGUUCGUUUUGAUUGAGAGAUUUAGAAAUGUGGCACAUUUUGUAUGCGGGUGUUAAUACAUAGAAAUGGUGUCUUCUUGGGUGUCUGCAUGUGUUUGGUUGUGCUGAAGCAACCAGAAUGUUGUCAUGCCACAUCAGUGUUCUUGUAUUGAAGGUGAAGAAAAGCAUGUCCCUAUGGUUGGUUUGUGGUUCGAACAAACCCGUCUCAUACACUCCUGACAGGGUUGGAAAAAAAAAAAAAACGCAAACCUUAUUGUUUUUGUCAGAAUGAAACACGAACCAAAGCCACAGUGUGUUCUCUUGCUGCCUGUUCUUUAUGUAAAACAGUAUAAGUGGUGUAACCUUUCAAGACUUUUUUUUUUUUUUCCUUUCCUCGACUCAGCCUUCUGUGUAAAGAGAUAGAGGUGUCAUCCUCAGUUAGCAAGCGUGGGUUUUCUCAUGAAACGGUUUGCUUUUCUGCACACACAGGCUUGUUUUCUCCCCCAGUGAUAGUUUACAAAGGAAUUAGCAGCAUAGUUUACAUUUGCUGCAAUAAAGCUAGGAUUUUCUUCUCACAAACCCGCAGCUGUAUAAAUGACUAGCGUGUACCAUGAUCACUAUACAAGCCUCCUGCCAAUGCUUAAAACAUUUGCCUGCAAGGUAUGAGGUUCAUUCCCCGUGCAUCACACAUACCGCGCUUGUAAGCGUUGCAUUGUGCUCUCCCAAUGUGGGAAAGUAUUUUUUUUUAAGAACAACUGCUUUCCACAUGUGGCUUCAAUUUCAGCACUCCAAGGUUUGACAUCAAUCGAGGCGCUGCAUUAUCUGUCAUUUGAUAAUGACUCACCAUUGAAAGACUCCUCUUAUCUUUCCCAAGUUCAAAAAUAGCAACAGAAUUUGUGUGAUUGUCUUCCAUUUAAAAUCAAAUCCAAAUGUCGGUUGUAAAAGGGAAAUGAGGCGGGAAAUGGAGAGAGAUGUGGCACUGUGUGAAACAAUACAGCUUUGUGAGAGAGAGAACAUAAUUGGUUGCAAUGGAGUCAUUUCCCUUCAGCAUUGUAGCUCUUUUAUAAAAUGUCGUAAAAAACUUUAAUUUAACACAUUUUUUUUGCUUUUAAACAUUCAUUCAGUGUUUGUUUUUUAGAAGAGUGAAAAAUAUGAAAAACAAUCGUAAUACACAAUAUAAAUCCAGGCAGUAUUGAUUCUCUUCAAGUGUAAUAUCUUCUCUCAGUGUUUUAUUUCGGUUAUAGUUUGCUUGAAUGUAACAGCAUGUUGUCCUCUUUCUCUUGCCUUCUCUCCUUAUUCUUCUCCACAGGUAAGCUCGGUGGUCAGGAUUCAUUUGAGAGCAUUGAGAGCUUUGAGAGCUGCGACAGACUGACCCAGUCGUGGAGCAGCCAGUCUUCAUUCAGCAGCCUGCAGCGGGUACCAUCGUAUGACAGCUUUGACUCAGAAGACUACCCUACUGCCUUGCACGGCCACAAGCCCAAGGGCACUUUCAAAGACUAUGUGAGGGAGCGCUCAGACCUCAGCAAGGAUAAACCUGUCAUCCCAGCAGCAGCACUGGCAGGAUAUACAGGUGAGGCAUCUAGCGGUCAUAGUUUAUGUAAUGUUAGACCUCUUUUUUUCUUUUUUAGCAGACAUAUCUCCAAAGGGGAAAGAGUGGCCAAAUCAAACCAUGAAUAAUAACUUUUCAUAUACGUUGUUGUAGACUUUGUAGGAGUUCUGAGUUCUUCCUCAUGACCUCUGCAGACUUUUGCAUGUUUUUUUGCAGUGGGUACAUGUCUAAAAUAAUGUCUUUGGAAUUUGGUAAAGAUGCCUUCUAGUUACAAAAUGUAGUUUCUGAAGUUUGGCAUAUUAAAAAUUCAACUCAGUGCAGUGAUAACGCAGGUUUUGGUGCUCUGCAAAAGCCCUCAAACACGAGAAGGUGCUAAAAUGCAAUGCCGUCAGACCAAAAGAAUCUCUCUAGCAGCCUUCGGCACGCACAUUACAAGAAACUGAAAAGAUUAAAACUCGUAUUUUUAUAUUCAAAUUUUUUCUCGUCUUGUUUUCUCUCUCUCUAUUUCUCACAAUCUUUUAUCCUGUCUCACUUCUCAUCUACCUCCUUGUUAUCUGCAGCCCGCAUCUCAACCUAUUUUUUUCCAGGUCGUCUUAGCAACGCUGGUGAAAUAUAGAAAUAAUGCCUGCUUUUGCACAUAACACCGGUGUAAAAUUAUCUCCUUAUCUCAUGAGGCAUCUUCAUACGGUUCGUGCUCAAAGAGCUGGUUUAUGUUUGUUCUCCAUGUUGAACAAGAUGUGGGACCAUCUGAACAUGCUACUGAAGCAAACGCACAGUUUUAGUAUCUUUUAUCUUUUUUUUCCUGAAAAAGGUGCAUGCAAACUAUUUCUGACACUUUAUGGGAUUACAAAUAUGUCUUUGGUUUCAAAUGCUUUCUUUAGAAACCACACAAAGGAAACUUUUAUUUGCAAAUGAAAAGGUACUUCCCAAAUGAAACACCGCAUUGGUAAAUGCUGUGCACAAUACAUAUUCGCAGUCAGCUAAAGUUUAGUCUUUAAUGCAUAUCUGAUUUAAUAAUCAGAUUGUCAGGGACAGUUCAAGUGUAGACACUGACUUGCCUCAAAAAAAAAGUGUUUGGGACUUUUUCAGCUGUAUUUAAAUUAUGGUCACAAGGCUGCAAGAUUGCAAGCAACAGAAAAGGGGAAAUCCAAGCAAUUCUCUCAACUUCUCAAACAAUGCAUACACCAGAUAUCAACUGACUGUCCCAAACUUGGUAUGCAUGUGUUAACUUGUUAUCCGUAUGGUUAUUAGUUCAAAAGCCACUUAUAGGACAAUGAGUCAUUCAUUCAGGAAGAUGUUUGAAAGAUGCUGUAAUGUAUAAUCGAGUACUGUAACGUAAGACACAGUCUAAUAGGCCCUCUAGAGACCGUUACAUUGCCCUCUGCACCCUUUUUGAAGUCAAAGAACAGAAGCGAGAAAGUAUAUUCAACAGAAAACAUUAAUAUAGUGCAAGAGUUUAUAAAGGAACAGGAAAACCAGAGGUUGAUAAACAGGGAUUUGUUUUUGACUCCAAAUCAGACGAAAACCCUCAUUUGAGAAAUGUGCCUGUACAAAUAGCAGCACAAGAUAUAAGGAAAAGCAUGUAGACUUUACAUGUAUGCAUGUAAAACUAUUCACUACUUCAUUUACCCCUUCAGUCUAGUUAAAAUGACUGGACAGUUGACUCUAAAAAGGUUCAUGUGUGAAAGCCUUGCAAGUGUUUUCUGCCUAAUGCAUGGUGAUGUAUUCUCACUGAGGAGAAUGAGCUUUUUUUCUGAGCUUUUACACAAUGGAGAAAGGGGACGAUGCAAAAAAGAAAAAAAGAUGUCAAAAUAGCCCAAUUUUCCAGAAAGAGAAAAAUGUUGAGGAGUAUGCUCUGGUUCAAGCUGUCAUUACAAGCAGCAGGAGGCAGAGUGUAGUGCCUCAAAGGUGGAAGGAUUUUUUCGUGUGCAUGUGUGUCAAACCCGUGGGCUUAUUCGUGGGUGGAUAAAGAGAUACAUGAAGAGAGAGGAGUGAAAGGAAGAAAAAAACAACUUAAGCAAAGAAAGAAUAUAACAGACAUAUGUUAAAAUCCAAAUCAAUGUUUAUGACGGCUCAACAACUCUCUCUGCUUGACUUCCUGUCUCAGAGGCAAGGUGACAGGUGACACUUGCAGCAAAGGACUGAACCUUAUAAGGUUGGGCAGAGAUAAGUAAAGCUCAAGUUGUCACCUCCAUGGCUUCCUGUGAUGGUUGCUAUCUACACUCCUCUCUACAUAACCAUCACAGUAUUAUAAUGAUAUAAUCUUAAAACGUACCGUAAUACUUCUUUUCUACUUUUACACAUAAUAUAACAACCUUUCAAACAUGGGAAUAGUGAUUUGACUUGUGAUUUUUCACCAUAGUAGUCAUACAUAUUUAAGAGAACACAAAACUAUGCAUUGAUUUUAAAUGGCAGAAAAAAAUGUCCUCCCAUUCUCUUCCAGUAGCCUCGUAUGCUCAAGACGUAUUUAGCAUGCUGAGGGUCACAAACUCAGCGCAGCUCUGACUGCGAACUCUCACCAAACCCACCCUUUUGACACAGUGCAUGCUUUUUCAAUGGGGCCCAUUGUGCAUGGAGGCUCGAAACAUAUUUUUGGAAACUUUUUUGUCAAAGGGUAGCCUACAUUCUGGCGUGAGAGCACAUGGGGGCUGGUAAACCAGCACUGUAUCGCCCUUAUGUGGGCUUGCUGUUACAGACGCAGACUUAAGGAAUGCGAAUCAGAGCUCUCUGUCUAAAAGAGACCCAGUGUUGCCACUUAUUUUCCAAAGUCAGGCAAGCUGUUGUCAUGCACCUUCUCCAGGCCUAGCAGGAGUGAAAAGCAGCAUUUCAAGUGUUCAACCCACACGCCUGUUUCCCUUAAAGCUUUUGUUUGUGUUCUAUAAGGGUACAUUUGGUUUUCUGAGGCACUCGAGAGAGGUGACUUUUGCUUGGCUUCGGCUUUGCUGAGGCGGUGUGUGCUGCAUAAGCAGGUGUGAUUUCAACACGCGAGGCCUCAAAAGUAGGUGGGUUAGUGUAUAGGCUGAAAAACCACAAGAUCAAAGUGUUCUGCUGUGAAUCUAGUUCAGAGACAAGACCUGCCUUUUUCUGGUUUUCUUUGUGCUGCUUUCCCUCUUUUUCCACAAGAUGUAAUGAGUUGUUGUCGAAGCGCUGAAGUUUAGUUUGUACAAAUUACCGUAUUACUGUUACCAUGAGAAAUAAAUCUGUUUCAUCAUUUAAGGUCACUUCACAGUCUGUCUCUCUCAUGCACGCUGUAUUUCAAGUGCUUAAAAAUGCGCUGCUCAAGCCUCAAGGCAGCGGCUCUUAUUUUAAACGAGUGAUUUCAUCAGAAUGGAACUCUUACAGACACAGACUCUGGAUUCACAUACUGUACAGGGCAAACAGCAGACAAGGGAAUACAUGGUGAAUGGCACUGUUGUAUUUAGGAGGACAUUUAGUUCAACUUCUGUACUUCAGUCUGACCCAGAUUAGAAGGUUUAGUGUGUUCCUCAUCUAACGUCGUAAAAGUGUGCACUGUUGAGGGACGGAACUUUUAUCUCCUCUUAUCUUUGCAUUGCAUGAAUGUUGUCUCACACACUUAUGAACCCACAUUCUCAAAAAAGUGUACAACUCUACGUGUUUAUAUUUAUAUAUACAUGAAUUGUUUCCUAAGUGUAAGGGUGCUGGUGUCUUUCCAAUCCUUGAACAAACCAGAGUAGAUGCCAAAUUGAACUAAUACAUUAUCUCCUCUGUUCUGCAGGCAGCGGACCCAUCCAGCUGUGGCAGUUUCUCCUGGAGCUGCUGACCGACAAGUCUUGCCAGUCCUUCAUCAGCUGGACAGGCGACGGCUGGGAGUUCAAGCUCUCUGACCCAGAUGAGGUGAGAGGUCAUGACUUCGCUGGUCACUGGUACACAUGCUGGGAGGUCCUAAGUGUUUAGCCAGAUGAAGUGAUGUCUACUGAUUUUGUCCAAACCUUUGCAUGCUUUGUUUGGCAUCAUCAAUCUUUAGGAAUGGGUGACUUUACCGAUUUUGCUCUUUAUUUGUUUUUCCUUUGCAAAAAGAAGCAAUGAGAAACAAAUUGUGAUGUAUUUUCACUAUUACUUAACUUUUUUGCACAUGCGCAAUAUGACUGCUGAAGUUGUUUUGACACAGUUCUUGUCUGCACCCUUUCAGGUUGCUCGGAGGUGGGGUAAAAGGAAAAACAAGCCCAAGAUGAACUAUGAGAAGCUGAGCCGUGGCCUGCGCUACUACUAUGACAAGAAUAUCAUCCACAAGACAUCAGGGAAACGCUACGUCUACCGCUUUGUCUGUGACUUAAAAAGCCUGCUGGGCUACACUCCUGAGGAGCUCCAUGCAAUGUUGGACGUAAAGCCCGAUUCGGACGAGUGAAACCGAGAUGAAAAAGGAGUUGAAGAUAGAAGUUAAGGUGCCACAUUGACUGUGGCUGAUGAAGUGGUCUUAACUGUUUGAUAGAGCCAGUAAACCAUUUGUUCUGGGGACCAAAAUGUUUAAACGAAUAAUUGUGGUCUUUAUCAACUUCAAGCUCCUGUCUCUCAGAGAUUGUUUUAGAAAGAAGGCACAAGCCAAGAGCCUGUAUUCAUACCCUGUUGCAUUUGAGAUGUGUGCGCGCGCAUGAAUGUGUGUGUAUAUGAGUAUGCGAGUGUGUGAUUUUGUGCCGGUAUAAUUUAGCAGCUUGAGACGGAUGGGGCACCAUGGGUGGAGUUAAGGUUCUGCUCCAGCUGAGUAGCACAGCAGGGUGACAAGAGGACCCCGACAGAAAGUCUGAGAAUAAGUGGAAAAGAGAAAACAAAAUAGUGCUUCUCAUUGUAGGGGAAACAGAGAACUGGCAGAAAGUACUUGCAAAGAGAAAAAAAAAAGUUGCCAAAAUGUUAAAAAAAUACAAAGAAAUUUAGAAAAUUGUUGUCUCAUUUCAACCAACCAUCCCCACUGUUUCUCUUUAUCAAAGUGAGAUUCUUCAGCUUGGACCAAAAAGUGUUGUUUCUUAUUGUUUUUUUAUGAAAGCAUAUGCUUGUGCCAGUAUUAUAUUAUUGACAUUAAGAGCAGCCAAUGUAAACCAAACAGGAAAAUAAAAGUAGGAGUAUUAUUUUCUUUUUAUAUUUUUAUUCUUUUGUCAAUGAAGGUAUUACAGUGGAACCAAACAUAAGACGCCAAGUGUAACUGGUCUCCAGGAGCCUUUACCUGAAAUGUGCUGAUGUGUUAUCAGACAACACUAUUGACACUGGCCCUGCUCUCUGUGGGGUGUGAGGACCUGGUGACUCAUACCUAGACUGUCUGAUGGACUGACAACUGAAAGUAGCCGUUGCUUUUGAAACUGACGCUUUCACCUUUACAUGCCUGCCACUUUGUCAGAGACACGUAAUGUGACUGAAACUUAUGCAUUUUUUUUGCAUAUACCACCAGUAUUAGCAAACUGUAGACAAUCUCUGUGGAGGGAAGUCAGGAGUCUCUGGCAAGAGUUCGUUUUAAUGUGCAGAUUAGCUGCAUAAAUUUGUCGUUUCACUGUCCAUGUUCGUGUUGCUUUAGAAGUGUUUGAAUAGUCUUAUGUCUGUCUGAGUAUCUAUAUCAUAAAAUCCCAGUGAAAAGUAGGGAAUGAGGUUUUACAAAGUCCUAAGAAUGUCAGAUUUAUGCUUUUUUUACGUCAUGUUUUUUCGGUCACAAGGAGAAGCAGCUGUAGUGUCUUGAGGAUGUGCAGAGAAGGGAAACGGGAAAGACAAUUGAAAAAUGAGAGAUAUGGAGGUUGUAUGAUUUAGAUGGAUGUGACUGUAGAAUAUUAGGAUACUUGUGACCAUGAUCUGACAUGGUAUGACUGAAAGGAACUUAGCUCUCUGUGGAAGUUUGCAUUUCAUUUGUGGUAAUUCAAACACAUUUACAGUGAAGUGCAGCUCUCACUGAAACCUCAUUGCAAGUACAAACAUUCAGGACCAGUGGCAGACGUUUGUGUGCCAUUCUUAGGUUUGAGUGUAAUUAUCCACAAGCAAAAUUAUAUUCAGGUCAUGGCUAGUAAGUUGUGUGAUCUGUGCAGUUUUUUUCAAAGACUUUGACUGGUUACAUAUGAGCACAUUGGCUCCAGUUCUCCUCCUAAUCUUGGAAGAGUGGCUGUACACUGGCCUUAUGGGAAAUGCCAAAGUGGAACAUCAUCUUAGAAUACAAUGUUUACAGUGGCUGAAUGUUACCCAUAUGGAUGAAAAUAGCUUUUGAGAUGUCUAUUUGUACAGAUUGUAUUUCAUAAUACUUUAUUGAGACCCAGAUUACACAAAUAAGCAAGAGACAAAGCAGGAAAAAUAACCAAAACUCAUGUGAGGUCUUUGGUCACAGUGCUUUGGGUAUCAACCACAGCGUUAGAAGACAGGGACCAAAAUCCUCUCACACUUUUGGAAAGUGUUGACUUUUCUUUGAGGGUUUUUUUUUUGAAGCACACAGAAAAAAGACAAAGAAAAACAGCUUUUGGUUUUCUGAGUUUUCUAAUUAGGCACAAGCUGUGACUCAUGAGUGUCCACUCUAGUCAUGGUAAAACCAAUUAAAACAAAAAAAACCCCACACCUUAAUUGGUUAAAAGCUGCACUGUACUUUCAUUCCUAUCUGUGUUAAUGUUUUUGUUUUUUUCAGGUUCUUCUACUUGUGGCAGUGCUUUGUGUUGAAGAGAUUUUCACAGAUUUUUAAAUAAACGGUAAAUAUACAGGUUGUCAGUGCCCUAGAAAAACCUUUUUACCCACACAAGGUCAUAGUAUUUUUAAGUUUGGCUUUUUAAAUUCCAUGUGCGAAGAAAAAGAAUCUGUUACCAGAAAUGCUGAUAUCUUUAAAAUUAUUUUGUCAGGAAAUAUACUGUUAUCAAAUGUCACAGAUUGCAAUCUACUGCAGGUCUAAUGUAUUACUAAACCUUAGUAGGGCAAAUGUACACACACAAAAGUAGUUUGUGGCAUAUGCAUAUCUCAGAAUGGAUUCAGAAGGAAAACUUUUUGUUAUGUAUGUUGUUGUUUUUUCAUAUUUUAUAUUGUCUUUGUAUUUUUGUUAUGAGAUCAUUUUUAUUGUAUUUAGUUCACAAGCAAUUGAAUAUUUUUCAAUAAUUUAUAUUUUAUAAAGACAAGAGUUGCAGACAGCUGGUGCUUACAUGGGAAUUUAAAGGUAGCGCAGGACAAAAUAAUGUAGCGUUUUGUUUUUUUUUAUGUUUUUUUUAUUCUUUUUUGAUACAGAAAUAGACUUGUCUGCUUGAGAUAAAAAGGCUGAUGCUGGCCCAUCAAUGAUUUCUGCUGGAAAGGUUUUAUAAACUGUAGCUUCUAUUUCUAAAAUGUACUUAAUGUACUUCAAAAUGUUAUAAAAUAUAUGUGAACAAGGAUUUCAUAA
Messenger RNA from Xyrichtys novacula (pearly razorfish), 39160 nucleotides. NCBI's taxonomy places the organism in Eukaryota, Metazoa, Chordata, Actinopteri, Labriformes, Labridae. The record is from the annotation of a GenBank genome assembly.